CUGACAGACGUAAAUUAUAGCGCUAGCAUGCGCUUUGAGAAAAGAGGAGGUUCCUGAAUAGUAUUUUAUUUAUUUCUUUGUUUCCAGUAGAAAAAUAAUAACAGUGUUAUAUUUCACAGGGACUAUAUUUAUUAUCAUUGUCCGCUCACGCAAGAAAACUGGAUAAGAUUACAGUAGGAAUUCAAAAGCCAACGCGAAGGGGAGGAGGAUGAAGCGGCGCAAUGCGGACUGCAGCAAACUCCGGCGGCCGUUAAAACGGAACCGAAUCACCGAGGGUAUAUACGGCAGUACCUUCCUGUACCUGAAGUUCCUGGUGGUGUGGGCACUGGUGCUACUGGCAGACUUUGUGCUCGAGUUCAGGUUUGAGUACCUGUGGCCCUUCUGGCUGUUCAUCAGAAGUGUGUACGACUCCUUCAGAUACCAGGGGCUGGCGUUUUCAGUGUUCUUUGUGUGUGUGGCGUUUACCUCCGACAUCAUAUGCCUGCUCUUCAUCCCUGUACAAUGGCUGUUCUUUGCUGCCAGUACCUACGUGUGGGUGCAGUACGUGUGGCAUACAGAGAGAGGGGUCUGUCUCCCCACAGUGUCUCUUUGGAUACUAUUUGUGUACAUCGAGGCAGCCAUCCGAUUCAAAGACCUGAAGAACUUCCAUGUCGACUUGUGUCGCCCAUUUGCUGCACAUUGCAUUGGCUACCCGGUGGUGACGCUGGGCUUUGGCUUCAAGAGCUACGUCAGCUAUAAAAUGCGCUUAAGAAAGCAGAAGGAGGUGCAGAAGGAGAAUGAGUUCUACAUGCAGCUCCUGCAACAGGCCCUGCCCCCAGAGCAACAGAUGCUACAGAGACAAGAGAGGGAAGCUGAGGAAGCUGCAGCAGCUAAAGGGAUAUCUGAGGUGGACUCCGCCCCAGUCUCACAGAAUGGGGCACUUGUCGGUAAAAAGACGCCAGCACCGCUACCGGAGCUGGAGUACAGAGAAAAAGGGAAAGAGGGCCGCGAGGCCAAGAAGCAACACAAUAGCAUCCUGCCGUCAUCGGUAGACUCUAAACUCCAGGAGAUGGAGUACAUGGAGAACCAUAUGAACAACAAGAGACUGACCACAGAACUGGUGGGUAGCACAGAGAACCUGCUGCUGAAGGAGGAGAACUCCUCUUCCUCCUGCUCCUCCUCCUCAUCCUUCUCCUCGAAAAACUACAAGAACGCUAGUGGCAACACCGCAAUUAACUCCUCGCCCCGCGGACACAGCGCCACCAACGGCAGCGUCCCCUUGUCCGCCCCUUCCUCCUCUUCCUCUGGGAAGAAGCAGAAGUGUGCAGUGGGGAAGGGUCCAGCAGCGGGCUCCCACAGGGACUCAACAGACAACUGCAUCCCCAACAAUCAGCUGAGCAAGCCUGAGGCGCUCGUACGGCUGGAGCAGGAUGUAAAGAAGCUGAAGGCGGACCUGCAGGCCAGCAGACAGGUGGAGCAGGACUUGCGCAGUCAGAUCGGCUCCCUGAGCAGCGCUGAGCGCUCCAUACGCUCUGAGCUGGGCCAGCUGCGACAAGAGAAUGAGCUGCUGCAGAACAAGCUCCAUAACGCUGUCCAGGCCAAGCAGAAGGACAAACAGGCUGUGGUCCAACUGGAGAAGAGGCUGAAGGUUGAGCAGGAGGCCCGCACCAAUGCAGAGAAACAGCUUUCAGACGAGAAGAAACGCAAAAAGCUGGAAGAGGCCACCACAGCUAGAGCCGUCGCACUAGCAGCAGCAUCCAGGGGGGAGUGCACAGAUACGCUGAGGAGGCGGAUCACGGAACUGGAGACUGAGUGUAAGAAGCUGACCAUGGAUAUCAAGCUCAAAGAAGACCAGAUCAGAGAGCUGGAGAUGAAAGUACAGGAGCUCCACAAGUAUAAAGAGAAUGAGAAGGACACGGAAGUGCUGAUGUCAGCGCUUUCGGCCAUGCAGGAUAAGACCCAGCACCUGGAGAACAGCCUGUCUGCAGAGACCCGCAUCAAACUGGACCUGUUCUCAGCACUGGGUGACGCUAAGAGACAACUGGAGAUCGCACAAGGUCAGAUCCUGCAGAAGGACCAGGAGAUCAAGGACCUGAAGCAGAAGAUAGCUGAGGUGAUGGCUGUCAUGCCCAGCAUCUCCUACACAGCUGACAGCAGCAACAUGACUCCUGUGGCCCCCCACUACUCUUCCAAGUUCAUGGACACCAGUCCUUCCGGCCUGGACCCCAACGCCUCUGUCUACCAGCCCCUCAAAAAGUGAACGCUCCUCCCAUCCUCUUGUUUGUUUUCAAGCCCACCUCCAGAUCUGCUUGUCAUGUCUGCGGCUGAGAACUU
Oncorhynchus masou masou (cherry salmon) is the source of this 2313-nucleotide messenger RNA. RefSeq names its product macoilin 1b (gene maco1b). Bases 209 to 2239 code for a protein of 676 amino acids. Gene Ontology annotation, cellular component: rough endoplasmic reticulum membrane. The transcript has 11 exons. Lineage: Eukaryota; Metazoa; Chordata; Actinopteri; Salmoniformes; Salmonidae. Gene Ontology annotation, biological process: neuronal signal transduction. The record is from RefSeq and is a predicted model, not a curated record.